UGGAGGGAAUCAGGAGGUUUGUUGUGGUUGAAGGGUUCUUUUGGAGUUGAUGACGUUUAUUGACGAACAUGUUUCGAAUCAAUCGAGAUCUCUGCUGCUUCUCGACCUCUGGCAAGUAUUUCGUUACUGCACAUCAACAGGAGUUGAUUCUCAGGGAUUGCAGGACACUGGAGAACGUUCAAACGUUCUCUUUUCAGGAGUUCAUUGAGUAUUUGGAGUGGUCUCCCGGAGGUCAAUUGAUCCUCUGCGCCAAUAUCAAGAAAGGAAUCAUUCAAGUUUAUUCGAUUAAACAUCCAAAAUGGAAAUACAAAUUGACGCAAGGAAGUUCUGGAAUAGAAAAGGUCUUUUGGGGUCCUGACGAUCGAUCAAUAUUGAUUAUUUCAGAUUUAAGCGUGCAUAUGUCAGUCUGGACAUUAGACGACCACAAUUUAACGAAUAUCUGGAGUUUGAAAUCUUCAACGCCUCAGAACAUCGCCCUCAACAUUCCCCACAGACAGUUAUCAGUCAUAGUAUCAAAAGAAGGGAGGGACUGGGUCGAAAUAUACGAAACAACGACGUGGAAACUAACAAGAAAAUUGAUGUGUGAUAAAUUAUUCGGAAUCGAUGGAGUGUCCUGGUCCCCCAAUGGAGAACUAUUGGCGAUUUGGUGUUCCACUAUUGAGAAAUCGAAACUAUUGGUCUAUUCUAUCGUGACGGACUCGCACAUAGGAGCAUUCAGUGAGGCGGAUAAAUAUAAGAAUGGAUUAUCGAAUGGCAUUAGCAAAAUUGCUGGGGAAAAGAAUGUUAAGGGGAUUGAUAAAGUGGUGUGGAGCCCCGGAGGUCAAUUAUUAGCUAUCGCCGGAUAUAAUGAGACGGUUGCAAUUAUUAAUCACGUCACCUGGACCGUAAUUCUAUCAUUAUACUGUGAUCCGGUUAUAAGAGAGAGUAAUUACCUUGGAAAAGUAUUCAAAGAAAUUGAAGUGAAAAGGAGAGACUGGGCGACUGAUAUCAAUUUAGUUUCCAUUCCUGACCAGCAUAUCAGAUACAAAAUGCAGGAAAUCAAUGAAAGACCUAUCAACAUUCAAAUCGACACUAAACCGAUAAAUUGGGACGUAACAAUCGCUGCGAUUGAUAUUAUGGAGUUUAGUCCUUGUGGGAGGUUUUUAGCUGUGAGGCAUCAGCUGUAUCCAACCACUGUAUGGAUCUGGGAUCUUGUGGAUGACUGUGUUGAUUACCUUUUAUUAAAAAAUUCCAUCUCCGGAAUUUCUUGGGAACCGAACAAAAUUCGUCUUCUGGUUUCGUCCGAAUCGUCUUUGAUUUUUGAGUGGAGACCAAGAACAACAGCCACUUGUUUAGAGUCCCCCAAAGCCAUGAAAGUAUUGAACUCCAAAUGGAGUCCACAAGGGGAAAUCCUGGCUCUCCAAGGGUACAACAAAGCCUCGAUCAUUCGUAUCACUGACUGAUAUUUAUUGAAAUCACAUAGAAUAUAUGAAUCUAUCUGUACAAUAAUUUAUUACAUUUUCUACUCAAGUAACCUUGCUUGCCCAAUGAUUUUUUUAAUUGAUUUAUCUCUCCUAUGGGCACUAAAAUUAAAAAAUCCAUUAGUAUUCGGAAACUUGCAGAUACCAAACUAACUUAAUAAAUUUUGAAUUAUUCAAAAACAAGAAAGAAUAGAGAACGAAAAAAGGCCUAAUCAGAGUUUACCGAAAAAUCAUUGGAAUAUGUAAAUUCUUCUCGGAAAAUGACUGAUGAGAAAACUGCAUCAUUAUAGUUACUUCACACUCCAAAUGAUUCUCCAAAGAUACAACUAAAUAUGAAUAAUUUAUGAGAAUCCCCUAAAUAAUAUUCAUGCGGAUUCCAAUACAAAAUCUGCGAAUUCUUUUGUACAAUAAUCUGCUAAUUGUUACACUCACAUAAAAUUAUUUACAAAAUAGCUAAGACAAUCUUCCCUCCCUCUUUAUGAAAUUAAAUGAACUAUAAACAGCCUAGAAUUCUCAUUUAUACUUUCAGACUCAUCCAAUUAUUCGAAACAUGAUUUUUCAAAAUGAUUCUCAUUUUUAUUCAGAGCAUUCGAUUCAAUAGUAAAGUGAAAAAUAAUCUGGAUCCAAGUCCCGUAUUUUAGUAGACAUUUUUAAAAUUGGACCUAAAAUGUCUCUACAACACAGAAAAAAACGGCAGAGGUCUCAAACAAGUCUUACUUGUGCCAAAAAAAUCGUUUGUUAAAA
Messenger RNA from Diachasma alloeum, 2204 nucleotides. Its product is annotated as WD repeat-containing protein WRAP73. Lineage: Eukaryota; Metazoa; Arthropoda; Insecta; Hymenoptera; Braconidae. Gene Ontology annotation, cellular component: mitotic spindle; MWP complex; microtubule organizing center. Gene Ontology annotation, biological process: protein localization to mitotic spindle pole body; mitotic sister chromatid segregation; microtubule anchoring at mitotic spindle pole body. Gene Ontology annotation, molecular function: protein binding. The coding region runs from base 69 to 1442 and encodes 457 amino acids. The transcript is spliced from 7 exons. The record is from RefSeq and is a predicted model, not a curated record.